This is a messenger RNA of Carya illinoinensis, 3447 nucleotides long. RefSeq names its product importin subunit beta-1-like. Bases 164 to 2782 code for a protein of 872 amino acids. The record is from RefSeq and is a predicted model, not a curated record. Gene Ontology annotation, biological process: protein import into nucleus. NCBI's taxonomy places the organism in Eukaryota, Viridiplantae, Streptophyta, Magnoliopsida, Fagales, Juglandaceae. The transcript is spliced from 3 exons. Gene Ontology annotation, cellular component: cytoplasm; nucleus. Gene Ontology annotation, molecular function: small GTPase binding; nuclear import signal receptor activity.
AGUUAUUUUUUGUAAAUCCGAGCUUUACAUUGGCGUCUGUGCUUUUCCCAGACUCUCUGCUAGGGUUCCAGAGUCGCCGCUUCAUCAUCCUCCUCCUCCUCCUCCACCUCCUCUCAUCGUAUUGACCACUCGCUCGCCGAGUCCACUCGCCAACUCGGUUCAAAUGGCAAUGGAGGUCACUCAAAUUCUUUUAAAUGCACAAGCAGUAGAUAGCACCGUGCGCAAGCAGGCAGAAGAAAAUCUAAAACAAUUCCAGGAGCAAAAUCUCCCAAGUUUCUUGCUCUCUCUUGCUGGGGAAUUAUCCAAUGAUGAUAAGCCUGUUGAGAGCCGUAAAUUAGCUGGUUUAAUCCUCAAGAAUGCCUUGGAUGCCAAGGAACAGCAUAGGAAACUUGAGCUUGUGCAGAGAUGGUUGUCAUUGGACACCUCUGUGAAGGUCCAGAUCAAAACAUGUCUGUUAAAGACCAUCUCCUCUCAUGCUCCUGAUGCUCGAUCAACUGCAUCUCAAGUUAUUGCAAAGGUUGCAGGUAUUGAGUUGCCUCAUAAACAAUGGCCUGAACUUAUUGGAACACUCUUGUCUAAUAUUCACCAGCUUCCGGCUCAUACCAGGCAGGCAACACUGGAAACUCUUGGUUAUAUCUGUGAAGAAGUUUCCCCUGAUUUGGUGGAUCAGGAUCAAGUAAACAAGAUACUUACUGCUGUAGUUCAGGGUAUGAACUCUUCUGAGAGUAACAAUGAUGUCAAGUUUGCUGCUACUCGAGCAUUGUUCAAUGCACUAGGUUUUGCUCAGGCAAACUUUUCUAAUGAUAUGGAACGAGAUUACAUCAUGAGAGUUGUCUGUGAGGCUACUCUUUCUCCAGAGCUGAAGAUUCGACAGGCUGCUUUUGAGUGUUUGGUUGCAAUAUCUUCAACCUACUAUGAAAAGUUGGCUCCUUAUAUUCAAGAUAUCUUUAACAUCACUGCUAAGGCUGUGAAGGAAGACGAGGAGCCAGUUGCACUUCAAGCCAUUGAGUUUUGGAGUUCAGUCUGUGAUGAGGAGAUAGAUAUUUUAGAGGAAUAUGGAGGUGAAUUUAGUGGGGAAUCUGACAUUCCCUGCUUUUACUUUGUUAAGCAGGCACUGCCUGUUCUUAUCCCCAUGUUGUUAGAGACACUACUGAAGCAGGAGGAGGAUCAGGAUCAAGAUGAAGGGGCUUGGAACAUUGCGAUGGCUGGAGGCACUUGUUUGGGUCUGGUUGCACGCACCGUUGGAGAUGAUGUUGUUCCACUUGUAGUGCCAUUCAUUGAAGAGAACUUAACAAAACCAGAUUGGAGGCAAAGGGAGGCUGCCACUUAUGCCUUUGGUUCCAUUCUGGAAGGACCUUCCCCUGACAAGCUCAUCCCUCUUGUUAACAUAGCCUUGAAUUUUAUGCUUACUGCCCUAAUGCAAGAUCCAAAUAACCAUGUGAAGGACACUACUGCCUGGACUCUUGGAAGAAUGUUUGAAUUUCUUCACGGGUCAGCUUUGGAGACACCCAUAAUUACCCAAACAAAUAUUCAACAGAUUAUAACUGUUCUCAUUCAGAGCAUGAAAGAUGUACCAAAUGUUGCUGAGAAAGCCUGUGGUGCUCUCUAUUUCUUGGCUCAGGGUUAUGAGGAUGCGGGAUCUGCAUCUUCUCCAUUGACUCCCUUCUUCCAGGAAAUUGUUCAAGCUCUACUGACUGUUACCCAUCGAGAAGAUGCUGGAGACUCACGCCUCCGCACUGCAGCAUAUGAGACUUUAAAUGAAGUUGUGAGGUGUUCCACUGAUGAGACAGCCCCAAUGGUAAUGCAACUAGUUCCUCUCAUAAUGAUGGAGCUCCACCAGACUCUCGAGGCACAGAAGCUUUCAUCCGAUGAGAGGGAGAAGCAGAAUGAAUUGCAAGGGUUGCUCUGUGGUUGCUUGCAGGUCAUUAUACAGAAGCUGGGGUCAUCGGAGCCAACAAAAUAUGUCUUCAUGCAGUAUGCUGACCAGAUGAUGGCCCUCUUCUUGAGAGUAUUUGCUUCCCGAAGUGCCACAGCUCAUGAGGAGGCUAUGCUUGCCAUUGGAGCUCUUGCCUAUGCAGCAGGUUCUGAUUUUGCAAAAUACAUGCCAGAAUUUUAUAGGUAUUUGGAAAUGGGUCUUCAAAAUUUUGAGGAUUACCAAGUUUGUGCCAUUACAGUUGGUGUUGUCGGGGAUAUAUGUCGGGCACUGGAGGAUAAGAUAUUGCCUUACUGUGAUGGAAUAAUGACUCAGCUCCUAAAGGAUUUGUCAAGCAAUCAGUUACAUCGAUCUGUGAAGCCUCCUAUUUUUUCAUGCUUUGGUGACAUUGCUUUGGCAAUUGGGGAAAACUUUGAGAAGUACUUGAUGUAUGCUAUGCCCAUGCUUCAGAGUGCAGCAGAACUAUCUGCCCAUGUAUCAGGUGCUGAUGAUGACAUGCUAGAGUACACCAACUCUCUGAGAAAUGGAAUUCUAGAGGCAUACUCUGGGAUUCUUCAGGGAUUCAAGGGCUCGUCAAAGACUCAGAUAUUGAUGCCUUAUGCACCUCAUGUUCUCCAGUUCUUGGAUAGUUUGUAUAUGGAGAAGGACAUGGAUGAUGCGGUGUCUAAGACAGCAAUUGGGGUCCUUGGAGAUCUAGCUGAUACCCUGGGUAGUAAUGCAGGUCCCUUGAUUCAGCAAUCUGUGUCAAGCAGAGACUUUUUAAAUGAAUGCUUGUCAACUGAUGACCAUAUGAUCAGGGAAUCUGCUGAAUGGGCCAAGUUGGCCAUUAGUCGAGCCAUUUCUUUUUGAGGCAACUGCUACUUCAUAUACUCUACUUCCUUGCAUGCAGUUGGGUGUUUUGAGUGCAUACAUACAAUGAGUCAGGUCUACACCAUUUUUGGGAGCAGGUCUUUGGGUCGUUCAGGUGGCAGUAUCUCUCUCAGCAUUGUGGCGUCGGUGUUUUUGUAAUUUUUCAUUAUAGUUUUGCAUCGCCAUUGAGGAAGUCAGCGGUGACAACCCCCCAUACAUUUCUGCUACCUUGGCAGAAAAAAACUUGAACCAUAAUUUACAGAAAUUGAACGUGUUUUAAUGGUAUGGGAGGAAUGUGAUACGAGAGACCCAAUCUCACCCUGCCUCAUCUAAUGGGUUAGUGGUAGUAGUUCCAUUUGUUUGGAGUCUAUUUUGCUGAAGAGUUGGUCAGGAGUUGGGGUUGGAGCACUUCAGCAGCAAUGUAGAAGCCUGCAUUCAUUUUUUUUUAAAUCCUUUGGCCUUUUUUUCCUUCUUCCCUCACCAAAAAUUCGGUGUCUUAAAAGUAUUGCAUUGUUACAAUUUUCAUAGAGUUGGGCAUCUUGCCUGUUGUACUCAUGUAUACACUUGGUCAUUAUGUGGGAUUGGUGAGAACAGCAUGAUAUUAGGUUCAUAUCAUGAGUUGGUCAUUUUUCAUCAUCAUUAUAUUUACUGUGGUUGUUUAUUUA